UGACUUUUUAAUUCCCUUUCUUUUUUUUUUAUUCUGUCAUUUUUAAUUUGGUGGUCUGUAGUAGUGAGAGAAGGCAAAUAAUAUUAGGUGAUUAGGUAAUGGUGGUGUGGAAUCGAAGGAAAACUACUUGAAAAUUAGAAUGUUGUAGAGAUUAACUACUCAAUAAUUACCCAAGAAAGGGAACGAUUAAAAUAAUAAAAACCAAAACAGUAUCAGUCAAGUGCUUAUUUUUUGUGCAUUCCUUUUUUCAGAUCUCUAGAAAAAAAUUCUCAGACUUUCAGGGCAUUUUGGUGGUUUGGUUUGCUUUGUUUCUCGGGAUAAUUCUCUUCUUACUUUCUUUUUUUAUAUUCUUACUCUUUCUCUCUCUUUCUUUCUCUCUUCUAUCUACGAGCACUCAUUCUCUUAAUGCUUCAUCCAAAAAUUCUCUUUCUGAGCUGGGUAUCUUAACAAGGCGUCAUUUUUUUCUUGUGGGUCUUCUCCUUUAACUCCUUUCACUCGCAUUCGAUUUGUAUUUAGAAAGAAAGAGGUCCAUUGCUUGAAAAAGAUUGCUCAAAGGUACUUUCUGUGUCUGAAAAAGACAGGGGAAGUAGAAGAUAGAAAGAUAGGAGAGACAAAGGCAAAGUCUUUCAUUCACAUUUGAGGGGGGAGAGAGAGAUGAGUUUGUGGGUUUUCUGAGAACUUGUUUUUUCAGAUAGAAAAGUUGAUUUGCUUAAAGAGGGAAUAUUGCCAUGGAAGGUGUAAGAUUGGUGUUUUGGAGAUUAUGGUUACUGGUUUUGGUAUGGUUCCUUGAUGUUACUACUGCUACACUUUCUCCUACUGGUGUUAACUAUGAAGUGACGGCUUUGGUGGCUAUAAAGAGUGAAUUGAAUGAUCCGUACAAUGUACUUGAGAAUUGGGAUGUGAAUUCAGUUGAUCCUUGUAGCUGGAGAAUGGUCACUUGCACUGAUGGCUAUGUCUCUGCACUGGGACUUCCUAGCCAAAGCUUGUCGGGUACAUUGUCUCCUAGAAUCGGAAACCUCACCUAUCUACAAUCUGUAUUGUUGCAAAACAAUGCAAUCUCUGGUCCAAUUCCUGAUACGAUAGGGAAGUUGGAGAAGCUUCAGACACUUGAUCUUUCCAACAAUUCAUUCACCGGGGAGAUACCUGCCUCACUUGGACAACUCAACAACUUGAAUUACUUGCGGUUGAACAAUAACAGUCUUUCAGGAACUUGCCCCCAGUCUCUGUCCAAGAUCCAGGGACUUACUCUAGUCGAUAUUUCGUAUAACAAUCUUAGCGGUUCGCUUCCAAAAGUGUCUGCCAGAACUUUCAAGGUAAUCGGAAACGCAUUAAUCUGUGGCCCAAAAGCUGUUGCAAACAACUGUUCUGCUGUUCUCCCCGAGCCUCUCACCCUUCCACAAGAUCUUCCAUCAGGAACUCAUACCAAUAGCCAUCAUGUAGCCGUUGCAUUCGCAGCGAGCUUCAGCGCUGCAUUUUUUGUUAUCUUCACCAGUGGAAUGUUUCUCUGGUGGAGAUAUCGACGCAACAAGCAAAUAUUUUUCGACGUUAACGAACAAUAUGAUCUAGAGGUGAGCUUAGGACACUUGAAGAGGUACACAUUCAAGGAGCUCAGAUCCGCAACCAAUCAUUUCCACUCGAAGAACAUUCUCGGGCAAGGCGGAUACGGGAUUGUGUACAAAGGACACUUGAGCGACGGAUCUUUGGUGGCUGUAAAGCGUCUCAAAGACUGUAACAUCGCAGGCGGGGAAGUACAGUUUCAGACAGAAGUAGAGACUAUAAGUCUCGCUCUUCAUCGCAAUCUCCUCAGGCUUCGAGGUUUCUGUAGUAGCAACAAUGAGAGAAUCUUGGUCUACCCUUACAUGCCUAACGGAAGCGUCGCUUCACGGUUAAAAGAUCAUAUCCGAGGAGAACCAGCGUUAGACUGGUCGAGGAGGAAGAAGAUAGCGGUUGGUACGGCGAGGGGACUAGUGUACCUCCAUGAGCAGUGUGACCCGAAGAUUAUACACCGUGAUGUGAAAGCAGCUAACAUUCUAUUGGAUGAGGACUUUGAGGCGGUUGUUGGUGAUUUCGGGUUAGCCAAGCUUCUGGACCAUAGAGAGUCACAUGUCACGACCGCGGUCCGUGGAACCGUAGGCCACAUUGCACCUGAGUACUUGUCCACUGGUCAGUCCUCGGAGAAGACUGAUGUCUUUGGAUUUGGUAUACUGCUUCUUGAGCUCAUCACGGGUCAGAAAGCUCUCGACUUUGGUCGAUCCUCGCACCAGAAAGGGGUCAUGCUCGAUUGGGUGAAGAAGCUGCAUCAAGAAGGGAAACUAAAGCAGUUAAUAGACAAAGAUCUUAGCGACAAGUUCGAUAGAGUGGAGCUUGAAGAAAUAGUUCAAGUUGCUCUGCUUUGCACUCAGUUCAAUCCAUCUAACCGACCUAAAAUGUCGGAAGUUAUGAAAAUGCUUGAAGGUGAUGGUUUGGCUGAGAGAUGGGAAGCUUCGCAGAACGGUGGGGCGAAGUCGCUGCCUCCUCCGUUGCCGUCGGGGAUGGUGAGUUCAUCGCCGCGUGUAAGAUAUUACUCCGAUUACAUCCAGGAAUCGUCACUUGUCGUGGAAGCCAUUGAGCUCUCUGGUCCUCGAUGAACAAGACUAAUUAUCAUUCGCUUUUCUUUUCUUGGGUUUGUUUUUAUUUAUUUUUU
Molecule: messenger RNA, 2683 nt
Organism: Raphanus sativus (radish)
Lineage: Eukaryota; Viridiplantae; Streptophyta; Magnoliopsida; Brassicales; Brassicaceae
Product: protein NSP-INTERACTING KINASE 3
Exons: 11
Coding region: 729-2627 (632 amino acids)
Biological process (GO): protein phosphorylation
Molecular function (GO): protein binding; ATP binding; protein kinase activity
Source: RefSeq, a predicted model, not a curated record